Hippocampus comes (tiger tail seahorse) is the source of this 1324-nucleotide messenger RNA. Its product is annotated as natterin-3-like. Lineage: Eukaryota; Metazoa; Chordata; Actinopteri; Syngnathiformes; Syngnathidae. The record is from RefSeq and is a predicted model, not a curated record. The transcript is spliced from 4 exons. Bases 75 to 1262 code for a protein of 395 amino acids.
UGUCCGUGCGCCGGCGGCGUAUAAAAAGCAGGCGUGGACAGAAGAGGAGUCCGAGGGAGGAGCACGCGGUCAGGAUGAGGGCGCUGUUGUUGCUGUGUGUGCUCUUGGGAGGGGCCCGUGCUGGGCCGCUCGACGUCAUCCGGGGGAGCGCCCAGCGCAGGAAAGCGUCCCUUCUCAACCCGCAGCUAGAGGGCGUCGUUCCCGACCGGGUUCCGGCUCCGGCCCCGCCCGUAGGUCCGGACGGCCCCGCCGACCUGCUGCAGCGGGAGGCCCUGCCAUCCGACUUCCUGUUCGGCGACAACGUCAACCUGGAGUGGCGGCCGUGGAACGGCUCGCUGCCCGACGGCGCGGUGGCGAUCUACAACGGCUACACGGAGCGCACCGACUACGUGUGCAUGUACAAGUGCGAGGCGGGCUUCUACAACGCCGCCCUGGGGCCCUACUGCCGCUACCCCUACGGGGACGCCGAGUAUUACGCCCGCGAGUUCCACGUGCUGGCCAACAGGGACAACUUUGAGUUCCUGGAGUGGAAGGAAGGCUCGUACGGUUCGGUGCCGCCGCACUCGGUGCGCACGUGCCUUGGCGUCGGCAUCUUUGUGGGCAGGAACAAGUACGGCCUGGGCAAGGUGGUGCCGCAGUUCGAGGCCUUCUUCCUGCCGUGGGAGGGCGACGAGUACUGGUACAAGAAGUACCAGGUCUUGACCAUCAACCGGGACGCGUACACGCAGCACAUCUCCCACGUGCGCUACGACCUGGACCGGGUGGCCAUCUUCCAGUACCCGCCCGAGACCAUACAGGUCUCCGCCGUCACCAACAACGAGUGCCAGGCGGUGAGCAAGACGGUGACCAUCUCCAAGACCAGCGAGAAAGAGACGACGUGGCACAUCGGGCGGGCCACCAUGCUGGGCAUCACCGGCAGCAUCACGGCCAAGAUCCCGCUGAUCGGCUCGGGCGGUCUGGAGCUGAGCGGCGAGAAGACGCUGCGGUUCUCCCGCGGGACCACCCUGGUGGAGGCCCUCUCGCACUCAGUGUCGGUGGAGCUGACGGUGCCGCCCAACCACUGGUGCCGCGUGCGAAUGGAGGGCCGCAAGGUGAAGGCCGACGUCCCGUACACGGCCCGCCUCAGCCGCACGUACCCCAACGGCGAAACGCAGUGGACGUCCGUGUCGGGCACCUACGACGGCGUCCAGAUCGGAGAGGUGCGCGCCGUGGUGGACCGCUGCCGCCCCGUGGAAGACGCGCCGCCCUGCCCGUCGCCGUGACGACCGGGAUGUCAUCGUGUCCGUCGCCGGCUUCAUCGUUGCCAAUAAAGAUUUGACUCAAA